ACCCUUCUGAAACUAAUAAUGGGUCUGCUAAGCCCUAGCUCGGGUGACCAACACACGCAUCGAGCCAUUAAGUUCGGUUACUUCAGUCAGCAUCAUGUCGACCAACUGGCUAUGGGUGUAAGCAGUGUAGAGUUGCUACAGCAGAGCUAUCCAGGCAAACCGGUUGAAGAAUACCGGCGCCAGUUGGGCUCGUUCGGGGUGAGCGGCGACCUGGCUCUGCAGACGGUCGGCAGUCUGUCCGGAGGCCAGAAGUCACGUGUGGCAUUCGCCCGUAUGUGCAUGGCGUCCCCCAACUUUCUAGUGCUUGACGAGCCUACCAACCAUUUGGAUAUUGAGACCAUAGAGGCAUUGGGAAAGGCUAUUAACAAGUAUAAUGGAGGUGUAAUCCUGGUCUCCCACGACGAGCGACUGAUCAGGAUGGUCUGCAAGGAGCUGUGGGUGUGUGGAGGGGGCACAGUGACCUCCAUAGAGGGCGGCUUCGACGAGUAUCGACGCAUCGUGGAGAGGGAGUUGGCCGAAACAAACAAGUGAUAGCAACACAGGUAUCCAUACUACAACAGACUCAAACUGGCAGCGAGUGUGCGUGCGUGCGAUACAUACUGGCCUCUCAUUGGCUGGACUAGUUUGGCUAGCUGUGCUCUCAUUGGUCGAUCUAGUUUGGCCAUCUGUGCUGUGAUUGGCUGGCGAGCAAGCACUAGUGCGCAUGUGCAGAACAUCUCAUUGAAUAAACCAAUUCAGUGUACGUGUCUUCGAAAUAAUUAUUUAUUAAUGAUAUUUUUGGUAAUAUUAAUAAUAAUAAUAAUGGACCCAGACCUGAGCCAACCAGGUCACUCGAUAUUAUUAUUAUUAUUAUCUAUGUGAAUCUGACUAUGGUUACACUGUUGUUGCAAUAAAAUUUUCCCGAUUUUCUUUUUAGAUAAUUUUGAAG
Messenger RNA from Nilaparvata lugens (brown planthopper), 928 nucleotides. Its product is annotated as ATP-binding cassette sub-family F member 3-like. Gene Ontology annotation, molecular function: ATP binding; ATP hydrolysis activity. Lineage: Eukaryota; Metazoa; Arthropoda; Insecta; Hemiptera; Delphacidae. Bases 19 to 531 code for a protein of 170 amino acids. The transcript is spliced from 4 exons. The record is from RefSeq and is a predicted model, not a curated record.